AUUUCUGUUUUGUGGAGACUGAACUAUAUCGUGAGCGAAUUAUCACUCAUAAAAUAUGGCUCAUACUGUCAUAUCCAUGAAGUUACCCCCAAACAUAGAUCCUACGAAAGCACGUCUUGCUUAUGGGGACCGUGCACUACCCAAACUAAACCGUGAACUCAACAGUCCUGACCUGUUGACGAGACAAAGGGCAUUGAUGUCACUUUGUGAUGUGAUGCACAAUCCUGAACAUAUAUCUGAAGGGUUGAGAGUUGGUGUUGGUGCAAGUUUAAAGUCUCUGCUCAAAGACUCUGAUGGUACGGUGAGGCAUAAAGCAACAGAAGUGCUAAGCAUCAUUGCAGGUCAUGCGGUUGGACGUGAUGCAUUUGUGGAUCACAAAAUGAUUGUACCAUUAUCAGAACUGUUUGAUGACAACAUCUAUCAGGCCAGAAGGAAUGCUCACAAGGCCAUAGAGAUGUGUGUACACAUGAGUCCAGGUACUGAGGGAGUUGUUGAUGCAAAGCUUGUUCCCGUUUUGGUGGGAAGACUUCUCAAAGAAGAGGAUGAGAUCAAGGAACUUAUUUUAGACACCCUACACUACUGUAUGACAAUAGAAACCCAGUCUGCACUAGAUAGUGAAGCAAUGGAGAGUUUCACAAAAUUACUGUCCCACAAGACAGCAGCAAUCAGAGCAAAAGCUGCCAGGGAUGUCAUGGAUUUAAGUUUUCCUCUUGAUGGCAAGGACAAAGCAGUAGAUGUCGGAGCAAUUCCUGAACUGGUGUUGCUUCUUGAAGAUGAUAACACUGAUGCAAGAGCACAAGCUGCUGGUGCUAUCAUGACAAUUACAAUAACAACUAAAGGGAAGUACGCAGCAAUAGAGGAGAAUGCGAUUCCUAACCUUGUGAAAUUGCUAGACGACCCUGAAAGUGAAGUUAGACUCAAUGCUCUUAAGGCUAUCACAACUCUUGCAGAAGCCCCUAUUGGCAGAACAACACUGCUGGCUUCAGUUAAUGAGGUAUCCAAACUUAUUCAGGAUCAUGACAGUCCAGCAGUCAGAAAGGCUGCACAGAUAGCUGUUCAAGUCAUCACUUGGAAGCCGUGAUUGAUUAAUAUCAAUUAAUUUUAAUAUUGGUACAAAAAGAAACACUUGUACUUUAUAUAAAUAUUUUGUAUAUAAUCUCUUUGUAAAGUUACUUUCACGUUGCGUAUACAAUAUGUCUGCAGUCUUUUAAAACAGAAAAAUGCAAAUAAAACUAGUUUGUUAUCGUUGUAAUCUAAAAUUGUUAUUAUAAACAAUAAUUGAUUGAAAUUUGGUGUCACUGAUGUUUAAAAAAUGGCAUAGUUCAUGAAAACUGAAAAGCUGCAUGCAUUAUAAAUUUAAAUAAUUUCAUGAAAAAAAAAGUGAAAAGUCAUUUUGGAAUAAAGCAUGCAAGAAUGUUACAACUGGAAGAACACAGUACUUAACUGAUUAAGGCCUGCAUAUGGUGCCCAAUUAAAACACUGCAGCAAAUACCCUGGUAGACAGAUAUGGAAAACUCUGAGAAAGGCCUAAUGCAUGAAAUGUUAAAUUUUCUUUCUUCUUUCAUGGUAAACUGAUGCUGGUAGCUGGCAAACUCUGAGAAAGGAGGUAAUGCACAAAAUAUAAGUACAGAGCUUCAUUUCUCUUUAUCGACUCCUGUAUGAACCAGUAAACUGUGUUGUAAUACUACUUAAGUGUACAAAAUGUAUAUGUGUA
Messenger RNA from Pocillopora verrucosa, 1714 nucleotides. RefSeq names its product radial spoke head 14 homolog. NCBI's taxonomy places the organism in Eukaryota, Metazoa, Cnidaria, Anthozoa, Scleractinia, Pocilloporidae. Gene Ontology annotation, molecular function: protein binding. The record is from RefSeq and is a predicted model, not a curated record.